Ictalurus furcatus (blue catfish) is the source of this 1916-nucleotide messenger RNA. It is a transcript of the gene tada3l, whose product is annotated as transcriptional adaptor 3 (NGG1 homolog, yeast)-like. Bases 224 to 1513 code for a protein of 429 amino acids. Gene Ontology annotation, molecular function: transcription coactivator activity. Lineage: Eukaryota; Metazoa; Chordata; Actinopteri; Siluriformes; Ictaluridae. Gene Ontology annotation, cellular component: SAGA complex. The record is from RefSeq and is a predicted model, not a curated record. The transcript has 9 exons. Gene Ontology annotation, biological process: regulation of transcription by RNA polymerase II.
CUCAAUCCUACGUGCUAUGAUUUAUUUUAGAUAAACAAAAUCAGUGAUUAGUCGAAAAAGUAGUUAAAAUAUUCUCUUUAGGUGUAUUCCAGAUUUACACCGUCUUGUUACUCGGACUUGAACAUUGAGUAUUUUCGUUUCAAUACACCACCGCUCCCCCGUUUCAAUAAAUGGUACAGUCUCUAAUGGAUGCCGCUUCUCGGAGUUCUCCAUAACCGAGAAAAUGAGCGAACUGAAGGACUGCCCGCCGCUCAAAUACUACGACUUCAAGCCUGUGGAGCACGUGAAAGUGUGUCCUCGCUACACGGCGGUGUUGGGCCGCUCGGAGGACGAUGGCAUCGGGAUCGAGGAGUUGGAUACGCUGCAGCUGGAGCUGGAGACGCUGCUGUCUUCGGCCAGCCGACGUCUCCGAGCGCUGGAAGAACAGAGACAGAUACUUACAGAUUGGCAGGACAAAAAAGGCGACAAAAGGUUCCUGAAGAUGGGGAAAGAAGUGGAUCCGGCCGCGUCCUCUCGUCAUCCCAAGCCUAAGAAGCCAAAGCUAGAAGGGAAGGCGGGUCACGGGCCCGGGCCCGGUCCAGGCAGACCCAAAUCCAAAAACCUGCAGCCCAAAGUUCAGGAGUAUGAAUUCAGUGAAGACCCGCAGGACAUACCCCGCAACCCCAAAAACGAUGCUCCAAACAGAUUCUGGGCUUCAGUAGAGCCCUACUGCGCAGACAUCACCAACGAAGAGAUCAGAGUUCUUGAAGAGCUUCUUAAACCGCCUGACGAUGAAGCGGAGUACUACAAGAUUCCCGCUCUGGGGAAGCACUACUCUCAGCGCUGGGCACAAGAGGACCUGCUGGAAGAGCAGCGAGAGGGAGCGCGAGCCAACGAUAAGAAGAAAAGCAUGCUGGGUCCACUGUCCGAGAUCGACGCCAAGGACGUGGACGCCUUGCUGAAGAAGUCUGAAUCCCAGCACGAGCCUCCGGAGGACGGCUGCCCGUUCGGACCCCUCACACAGCGCCUGCUGCAAGCUCUGGUGGAGGAGAAUAUCAUAUCCCCUAUGGAGGAUUCCCCCAUUCCAGACAUUCCAGUGAAGGAUGAUGGAGCCGGGACGUCGCCUCGCAGCCAGGGGAAAGCUUUCAGCGUUCCCCACACACGCUCUCUGGAGGCCCGGAUCAGGGAAGAGCUGGUGGCUCAGGGUCUGUUGGACUCAGAGGAGAGACUGGGUACAGGCGGAGACUCUGAGGACGAGGUGCUGGCCGAGCUCCAAAAGAGACAGGCCGAGCUCAAAGCUCUGAGCGCUCACAACCGAGCACGAAAGCAAGAGCUGCUUCGAUUAGCGCGGGAGGAGAUGAGGAAGCAGGAGCUGCGGCAGUGCGUCCGAGUGGCCGACAACGAGGUGAUGGAGGCUUUCCGGCGUAUCAUGGCCGCCAGGCAAAAGAAGCGCACUCCGACCAAGAAAGAAAAGGAUCAGGCAUGGAAGGCGCUGAAAGAGAGGGAGAGAAUCCUCAAGCAGCUGGACGGAUAAAGGAGGAGGCCGUGAACUUGAUCGCGUUUAGCGUAGAGUCACGGGGACCACAGUUUUCAAACAAAACAGGUCUAACGUCAAGGGCUGGUUCUAGACUAAUCCUAGCACCAUGUAGAUGUAGCUCUAAUAACCCUUUUCCACCAAGACAGCGAUGGAUUAGGAGACGAAUUAUGAAAUAAAAAUGAGGUUGUUUUUUUUGGCUGAUGGAUUGAGGUGUAGAAUUUUUCUUAUUAGGCUGGCUUUGACGAAAUAUUUUACCAUCCAUAGUCAAAACCUUCCGUAUCACUCUGUCUGUCACAGAUUAUUUCUUCCUCAGACGCAAGACCGUCGAUUUCUAUUUCUCUGCAGAAUUAAAUUCACGAAAUCAUUUGAAGACCAACAUUUCGUGGAAGUCAUCUACUAA